This is a messenger RNA of Rhagoletis pomonella (apple maggot), 1151 nucleotides long. RefSeq names its product mitochondrial inner membrane protein OXA1L-like. Gene Ontology annotation, biological process: protein insertion into mitochondrial inner membrane from matrix; mitochondrial respiratory chain complex IV assembly. Gene Ontology annotation, molecular function: membrane insertase activity. Gene Ontology annotation, cellular component: mitochondrial inner membrane. NCBI's taxonomy places the organism in Eukaryota, Metazoa, Arthropoda, Insecta, Diptera, Tephritidae. The record is from RefSeq and is a predicted model, not a curated record. The annotation marks the transcript as partial. The transcript is spliced from 2 exons.
CUCUUCCUCUUUCCGAACAGCUGAUUCUAAUCGGCAGAAUUUAAGCCAAAACAUCGCGAUUUGUACGAUACUUAACUUUAAAUUAAAAUUAAUUAAGCGUUAUGUUGUCCACCAAAGUACAGUAUCUGCGAUAUGCAAGGACAGCUAAUUUGGUGAAACUCUGCAACAAGUUCAGUUACGAAGCCACGGGCACAUCUUUCAACACUUCAAAUGUACGAGAAUAUCAUGCUGCGGAUCGUGCAAACACAACAACACACCCGCUGCUGUUGCCGUCAUCGCUAAAUACACUUAGUUUGUCAGCAGGCGGAGUACGGUUUGCUAGCGCUGAUGCUGCAGUAACUGGUGCAACUAAUACCGUCGCAGAUACUGCUAAUGCUAGCAAAACUGUAGUAGAUCUUUCAGCAAUUCCUGAAGCACCCGCCGCACCAGUCGAAGAUGUUGCCACACAACUACUCAAUGCUGCUGGAGAACCCACUUUUGCAUCAAUAGGGCUUGGUGGCUGGACGCCUGUAGGUCUCGUUCAAAACUGCAUGGAGUUUUUACAUAUUGGUUGUGAUUUACCAUGGUGGGCAACAAUUGCAAUUGGCACAGCAGUAGUGCGCACUAUUAUUUUCCCGCUGGUGAUAAUGGCACAAAGAAAUGCAGCAAAAAUGAACAAUUACAUGCCGCAACUGCAAGUAUUACAAAUGAAAAUGACCGAAGCUCGCCAAAGUGGUAAUGCCAUCGAGUCGGCGCGUUAUGCCCAGGAAAUGAUGCUUUUUAUGAAGGAGAAACAAGUGAAUCCUUUGAAGAAUAUGAUUGUACCACUUGCACAAGCUCCACUUUUCAUUUCGUUUUUCAUGGGUCUUCGCCAAAUGGCCAAUACACCUGUAGAAUCGAUGCGUGAAGGUGGUCUAUUUUGGUUUACCGAUUUAACCAUUGCCGAUCCCACAUUCAUGUUGCCAUUAAUUACCAGCGCGACGCUCUAUUUAACGAUAGAAAUUGGCACGGACAGUGCACGUUUGUCCGCACAGAAUAUGUCAAUGAUGAAAUAUGUUUUGCGUGCGCUACCAAUUGCUAUUUUCCCCUUUACAAUGAACUUCCCCGCAGCUAUUCUGACUUAUUGGGCUUGCAGUAAUUUCAUUUCCUUGGGUCAGGUAGAUAAAGUUUAU